Nomia melanderi (Alkali bee) is the source of this 660-nucleotide messenger RNA. The record is from RefSeq and is a predicted model, not a curated record. NCBI's taxonomy places the organism in Eukaryota, Metazoa, Arthropoda, Insecta, Hymenoptera, Halictidae.
AUGACUGGUACGAACGUCUUCCUGACGCUGUUGCUCGUUUGCCUGUCGCGGUGUCUGUCGCAGACUCCGGAGAACGAUUGCGGCGGCUCCAGUGGCGGCGAUGGAGGCGAUGGCGACGAUUCCACGGCGAGGAACGGGACCGGGCUGAUCGAAAGUCCCUCACGGCGAACCAGAGCCCUUGUUUUCCCCCAUGACUCGCAGUUAUUGCUGAUCUUCGGCCUGGGGACGCCGUUGCAGCUGGACAGGGAGAGCGUGAUCGUCGGCUACUUCGCGAAGAUCGUGUUCAAUAUGCCGGCCAACGCUUCGGACUUCACUGAGCCGGGAGUCUACUACUCCCGCGCGCAGAACAGCAGAUGGAGCGUCUACAGAAUCUUGGAAAAAGCCGCAGGUUUGUACGGGUUCGGCGGGAAGGCUUGUCUGAUGAAAGCCAUCUGCGAGGCAGCGUCCGUGCCUUUCGACGACAAGCACAGCCUACUGGGACAGCUGCUGCAGGCGCUGUUCAGGCCGUCGAGCACCGAGGAGGAGUACGAGGAGUACGGGGACAGGGAGUACCGGGCGGCCGAGCGUUUGGGCGAGCAGGUGUCGGCCGAAAACUGCCACGCCCUUUAUCCGGAGUGCCGCAGAAGCCUGCUCGACGUGUUCUCCACGGUGAUCUCGUGA